AUGCCACUCGUGGCGCGAAGUUCCCCAGAGCCGAGACGUAUUAUUCGCGAAGCAUUCGAAGACCUCGAAAAGGUCAUAUCAGCGGACGAAGCGAACGAUUUCAACACCACGCUACAGAGCGUGCAAGAUGCGGCACUCGAAAUUGAAAGUGUCCUUGCCGCGAGACAGUCCCUAAGGAAUAUGCGACGUCUCUCGCCUCUGUUUGACGCAAUGAGAUGCUACGCUGAAACCAUAGAGGUCCUAUGCAAUGGAACUCCCUAUCUACCUUGA
This is a messenger RNA of Sordaria macrospora k-hell, 270 nucleotides long. RefSeq lists its product as uncharacterized. The record is from RefSeq and is a predicted model, not a curated record. NCBI's taxonomy places the organism in Eukaryota, Fungi, Ascomycota, Sordariomycetes, Sordariales, Sordariaceae.